Molecule: messenger RNA, 1389 nt
Organism: Anopheles nili
Lineage: Eukaryota; Metazoa; Arthropoda; Insecta; Diptera; Culicidae
Exons: 3
Coding region: 41-1231 (396 amino acids)
Source: RefSeq, a predicted model, not a curated record
GCGAGCUUUGACCAAACCACGACAUAGUACGGUCGAGAUCAUGAAGUACACGGGUGUCGCGUUGUUGGCGCUUUUGGCCAGCAUCGCGCUGUUGAUGAGUCAACAAGCAAAUGGACUAUCCGUACGGCCACGGCGAGAUCUGAUAGAGAUGGGUAAGGCCGUAGUGCUGCAGGGAGCCGCCAAGGUUAAGGAAGCGCUGGAUCACGGUGUGAGCAUGAAAUCGGAAGGCAAACGUUCAGUCGACGUGUUCGGGUUCAAAUUUGGCGGAGAAACAGCCGUUAAGGGUGGUUUUGGAGAUGCCGCUAGCGAAGGCGCUUCCGAAAACGAGGACGAUCUGGAACGACGCCGACGGGCGGUAGAUGUCCUUGGGGCGGCCCACGCAGUUAGUCUGCUUCCCCAAACGCCCUUUGGCACGAACGUCAACGUGGUGCGCGUCAGCUCGGUUUCGAAUGUGAACAACUUCGGAGAAAUCCCUCCAGUGGCACCAACGGCAACGGUACCUGCGGAGGCUCCAGCAGAACGUCGUCGUCGUCGUCGAUCAGCCAACAUGCUGCAGUUGACCAAUUUCGUGAAAAGCUCGGCUAAGCUAGACAGCGAAGUGCUCCAGGGUGGCUCGGUAAAGACCCACGAGGCUCUGGAAUCUGUUCGCGGGCAAACUCGCACAUUGGUUAAGGAUGUUGCGGCUCGCAACAAGCGAUCACCUCAGUCGGAAGGAUCGGAUGAUGGAGACGACUCCACUGGAGGUCCUCCGAAGGGUCCACCACGUGGAGGACCACCUCGAGGUCGUGGUCCACCACCUGGUGGAUGUCGUGGAGGUCCACCACCUGGUGAGGAGGACUCUUCCACAACGGCAGCUACGGCUCAGCGUCGUAAGCGUGAGACACAACCCGAACCGAAACGUCCAAAGCGCUCUCCUAAACGUCCUCAGAAUGCAUCCUGCCGUGGAGGUGGUGGCCAGAACACAACCCCACCGAGUGAUGGAUUGCGUCGGAAGCGAGACACUUCGGCUGAGGACAGUGACUAUAGCGCGUCGAGCGAGUCCUCUGAGUCUCACGAACGUCGGGAACGAUCGGUUGAGGAUUUGCGACGUGUUCGACGAGAGCCGCUUGGAGAUAUGCCUGGACAGGUGGGCACGUGGUUCGAACAGCUGGCCGGUGUGUUUGUCGAAACCGUCAAGAAGGUGGUUGAUGUGACGAAGAAGUCCUUCAACAAGGGCCAGGCGGAACAGUAACAGGUGGUCGUCGAUUUUCUUUUCGCUUCUCACGCUUCUCGGUCUUCGUGGUGCUGUGAUUUUGUGGUGGCGUCGAUCCAAGCAAACUGAAACGAGCUUUUCUACUGCGUACCCCUAGAUAGGCACAGGUUUAAUAAAAUGUUAUGAUUUACAAUGAA